Schistosoma spindalis is the source of this 1194-nucleotide messenger RNA. Lineage: Eukaryota; Metazoa; Platyhelminthes; Trematoda; Strigeidida; Schistosomatidae. The record is from the annotation of a GenBank genome assembly.
GUUAAUAUACCUAGGUUCUUGCCUGGCGGUAUUGGUGAUCCACUGCUACUAGACACGGAAGCCUGUUAAGCGAAAGCUUCUUCUAUUCCGUCCGCAACCAUUUGAACCAUUUGAACGUCUCAGCGUUUUUUGUAAUUUCUCAGCGGUAACGGGUGUUGUUCAUCGCCUCCAGUGUUUUUUCGUCAUCAGCAGUCAGGAUUUGACUUCAGUGGCCGGUCUUCUACGAAAGACUGAAGAUGUCCACAACCGGGGCCCAUAGAUCGUCAAAGUAUAUGGAAAAACUCAGGGAACUUCACUUAAGAGUGAAUGAGGCUCGAAAAUCUAAUCAUACUCAAGUUGUUGAAGAAGACAAGCGAUCAAAACUUCCAUCAAACUGGGAAGUAAGACAAAAACGAUUACAAUGGGAGGAAGAAGAUGAACUAUUUAGAUUGGAAUGUAGUCAACAAAAAAUUGAUCCAGAUCGAAUGCGUGCAUUAAAUGUUAGUGCUGAGAUAGCCGAUCGUCUUGAAGUAAGACGAAGAAAAAAAUGUAAUACAGAUGAAGGAUUUUCAACAUACGCUGAUGCAUCACAUCGUAAAUAUCUUAAAAUGACUAAACAGAUUAAACCAGAUUUAAUUGCUUAUCAAAAGGAGAAAGAAAAAUUAGGAGAUUUAGCCUUUCCAACUGCUGAUACAAUAGGAUUAACAGAUCGCAAAGACACACCUGAAGCUGUUGAGCGUCUAGCUAAACAAAUAAUUGAACAAGGUAUCAAGCGUAAAGCUUACAGUCGGAGACGUCCAUUCGAUGCCGAUGCUGAUAUUGACUAUAUUAAUGAGCGUAACAAACGAUAUAAUGAGUUACUUGACCGACAUUAUGGGAAAUAUACAGCUGAAAUUAAACAAAAUCUUGAAAGAGGCACAGCGAUAUAAUUUACUUGGAAAACACUAUGUACAGUUCUUGUAUCGUAAAAGAAUUUAUCGCCUAACUCAUGUUUAUUUUGUCAAGAAGUGGGUUUGGUUUAUCGUAACUUUCAUUUCAUUUCUACAAAUUGUACAAGGAUGUUGAAUUUUUUUAAACAUUUUCUGAUUGAAGUUGGAUAUUUUAUUCGAAACACCUAUUAACAGUUGAAAUAAUUGCACUUUGAUUUCAGUGUGAUGUUAGAACUGAUGUGUUGGUUGUAUUUAAAUCGCAGCAAUUAAAUGAUAACUGCUAGAA